AUCCAAAAAACAAACAGAGCUCACCUCCCUCUUUGUCUUUUCACUCACCCUCUCAAACUCAUUAACAGAUAUUUUUUGGUAUCGAGCGGUUCAAUGGCUGAUUCAUUGAGUUUGCCUAUAGCCCCCAUUGCUGCCAAUUAUGAUCACUCUUCCUUGCUUUCUCGAAACUCCGCUUUCUCUUCACGUUUACUGCCUUUUAAGUGCUUCUCUUCCGGUAAGAACAAGUUGAAUUUGUCGUCUCUGGGUCAAUACUCCUUCCACUCGCUCCACCACCGAGUCGCCCCGAUUCGUGCUCUCGAUUCAGACGUUCCUCACCCGCUUCACAAGGGAUCGGUAGAUUUUAAGAGUAAAAAGAGCUAUGAGCAAUGGGAUUCAUUGACAUCAACGUUUUCAGGAGCUGCAAAUAUACCAUUUUUAUUGCUUCAAUUGCCUCAGAUCAUCCUCAACGCACGCAAUCUUCUGGCAGGAAAUAAGACUGCCCUUUUGGCAGUACCAUGGCUGGGAAUGUUGACUGGUUUACUUGGAAACCUUUCAUUGCUUUCUUACUUUGCCAAGAAAAAGGAAAAGGAGGCUGCUGUGGUGCAAACACUAGGAGUGCUAUCAACAUAUGUGGUGAUUAGUCAGCUUGCGAUGGCAGAAGCUAUGCCUCUCCCUCACUUUAUGGCCACUUCGGUUGUUGUGGGUUCUGGACUCAUUUUAAAUUUGUUGAAUUACUACAAUAUACUCAACAGAAGAAUCUGGCAAAUUUGGGAAGAUUUUAUUACUGUUGGUGGACUUUCUGUGCUUCCCCAGAUAAUGUGGUCCACAUUUGUCCCAUACAUACCCAAUAGCAUCUUGCCGGGGGCAAUAGCAUUUAUUCUAGCUGUAGCAGCUGUAACUAUGGCACAUACGGGCAAACUUUCAGAGAAAGGUGUGAAAUUCGUGGGAGCUAUCUCUGGAUGGACAGCAACUCUUCUUUUCAUGUGGAUGCCGGUUUCACAAAUGUGGACAAAUUUUCUGAAUCCUGAUAAUAUUAAAGGCCUAUCAGCGAUUUCAAUGUUGCUUGCUAUGACUGGAAAUGGACUUAUGAUCCCCCGUGCACUAUUCAUUCGUGAUUUUAUGUGGUUCACUGGUUCUACUUGGGGGACAGUCUCUUAUGGUUACGCGAAUAUUGUAUGCUUAUACAUCUUCAACUCUAUCGGCCGGGAAUUCUUCAUUGCAGCAACAGUCGGUUUAAUUUCAUGGCUAGGAAUAACACUCUGGAGAGACACCGUUGUGCAUGAAUACGAAUCGCCAAUACGAACUUUGAAAGAGUUGGUUUUUGGAUCAUAAGUCGAAGACAGUACCACAAGCUGGAAUGAUACAAAAACGACCUGGUUGCGUGAUCAUAUAUCCCUUUUGCCCGGAUCUGAAUCCGGUUUGCAGCCGGAUACUCUGCCAACUAGAAAGCUAUCCAAAACUGUAUUACGCUGUUAUAUAAAUUUUGACACGUUAAUAUAUUCUUAUCGUGUUUUUGUUAUCUUUUUUCCUUUUUUGUAUCUAAUGUUAAGUAGGUUUAAGUCUAACAAAUAGAAAGAUCAUUUGUACUUAGUACUGGGAUAGAAUUAAGGAUGGGGAUAAUACAAUUCUGUAAUAAUAAAAAUAAUAAUUGGUAAUGGAGAAGCUUUAUUCUUGGCACA
This is a messenger RNA of Gossypium raimondii (Peruvian cotton), 1658 nucleotides long. RefSeq names its product maltose excess protein 1, chloroplastic. The transcript is spliced from 9 exons. Gene Ontology annotation, cellular component: chloroplast envelope. The record is from RefSeq and is a predicted model, not a curated record. Gene Ontology annotation, molecular function: maltose transmembrane transporter activity. Bases 94 to 1311 code for a protein of 405 amino acids. Lineage: Eukaryota; Viridiplantae; Streptophyta; Magnoliopsida; Malvales; Malvaceae.